GACUACUUCACUCGCCUCCACACAGACAUAGACACGCAGACUGAAUCGGAUUACAAGGAACAGUAGAGUAGACUGCAGACUGCAGAAGCACGCUCCAGUAGUCCAUGGCCUCCGAGCGUCGCCUCUACGCGCUCAAGGCGUUCGACGACACCAAGGCGGGCGUAAAAGGUCUCGUGGACGCGGGCGUCACCGCGGUUCCUACCAUCUUUCACCACCCGCCGGAAUCCCUCGACGACGCACCAACUCAUCCCCAUGGCCACCAGUUCUCCAUCCCGGUCAUCGACUUAGCCGGCCUCGUGACACCGUCUGGACGGGCUUCGGUUGUGGGCGCGGUGAAGGCGGCCGCGGAGACGGUGGGCUUCUUCCAGGUGGUGAACCAUGGCGUGCCAGAGGCCGCCAUGUCCGGGAUGCUCGCGGCGUUGCGGAGCUUCAACGAGGAGCCGGCGGAGGCAAAGCGGCCGUACUACAGCCGGGACCCUGGCCGGCGCGCCAAGUACGAGAGCAACUUCGACCUCUUCCAGUCGCGGGCGGCCAGCUGGCGCGACACGCUCUUCAUGGAGAUGGCCCCGGAGCCGCCGCCGCCCGAGGAGAUCCCUCCGGCGUGCAGGCGCGUGGCGCCGGAGUACGUGGGGCUAGUACAACGGCUGGGCCGCACUCUCUUCGAGCUGCUAUCGGAGGGGAUGGGACUCCGGCGCGGGUACCUGGAGGAGGAGCAGGAGUGCCUGGAUGGGCUGAGCUUCGCCGGCCACUACUACCCUGCGUGCCCGGAGCCGCACCUGACCCUCGGAGCCGCCAGGCACUCCGACCCCAGCUUCCUCACGGUGCUCCUCCAGGACGCGGUCGGCGGACUCGAGGUGCUCGUUGACGACGACAAGAACCAGCCUGCGUGGGUGGACGUGCCGACAGCGGCGGGGGCGCUGGUGGUGAACAUCGGCGACUACCUGCAGCUCAUGUCCAACGACAGGUUCAAGAGCGUGGAGCACCGCGUGGUGGCCAAGAGCGUGGGGCCGAGAGUCUCGGUAGCCUGCUUCUUCCGGGCGGACGCGUCGACAAGGGUGCUUGAGCCGAUCGUCACGGACGCCGGCGGCGCGCGGUACAGGAGCACGACGGUGGCGGAGUUGGUCCGGCACUACAGGGCCAAGGGCCUGGACGGCGUCCCUGCACUCCAACACGUCAGGAUCUGAAUGAGCCUCACUUUCAUUUGCUGUGCGAGGAUUGAACAAGUGCAACGAAUAAAUAAAAUGAAGAGGCAAUUGCGGGUUGGUAAUACAAACAUACAACUCUGUUAAUCAA
Triticum aestivum (bread wheat) is the source of this 1293-nucleotide messenger RNA. Its product is annotated as 1-aminocyclopropane-1-carboxylate oxidase homolog 1. The record is from RefSeq and is a predicted model, not a curated record. Lineage: Eukaryota; Viridiplantae; Streptophyta; Magnoliopsida; Poales; Poaceae. The coding region runs from base 105 to 1184 and encodes 359 amino acids. The transcript has a single exon.